ACAAACUUUGCUUUAUUGGUGAAGAUUUUGCUCAACGAGUCGAAUCCAUCCAAUCUUCUUUAGCCAUCUAAUUAACAAUUCGUGCCAACAGUUCAUGGUUGAACAGACUUGGUGCUCGUUGUUUGUGUCUUACUUAAAUUUGUUAUUGAAAUUAAUUGAUAUCAGCAGUAUUGAAUGAACGCGAAAAUUUAUUUUCAAUUAUAUGUGCAAAUGGUGACGAUUAUUUAAACAAUGGAAAUAACUGUUUGGUGUUCGGCGUUGUUAAUGUUAAUAAGCACAUUUUGCCAGUGUGCCACCUCCAGAGAUCCUCAUCACCCCUAUCGCUCAACAUAUGAGAACAGCACAUUAAAAAGGGUAAGACGACAAUCCGCAUGCAAAGGCGAUUUUUCAAAAUUCCAAUGCGAAACCAAUCCGGAAUGCAUCGACAGCGACAAACAGUGCGAUGGAAAGGACGACUGUCCAGAUGGAAGCGAUGAAAAACAGUCGCUGUGCCAAUCAAUCGUUUGUCCAGGGUUUCUUUUCCAAUGUGAAUACGGUGCCUGUAUCAGUUUUGAUCAAAGAUGCGAUGGCAAGAAGGACUGCAAGGAUAAUUCAGAUGAAAUCGGUUGUCCACCAUUAUUUCAAAAAAUCAACACCAACUGCAGAUCUGACCAGUUUGAAUGCACCAAUGGACAAUGCAUUGAAAUAGAUGGCCGAUGCAACGGUGCCAUCGAAUGCAAGGACAAAAGCGAUGAAACUGAGACGUUGUGCUUGAACACCGAAUGUCCUGGAUAUACGUUCAAAUGCAAAUAUGGAGCUUGUGUUAAUGGCGAUGCAGAAUGUAACGGCUAUCGCGAAUGUGCAGACGGUUCAGAUGAAGACAAGUGCACGCAAACUCCACCAACUACCACUGAAACUCCGGUUACAACGAACAUUUCUGGAGUUUUUAGGGCGCACUGUAUCACGCCUCCUCAGCCUGAAAAUGGAAAAUGGAUUAACUUCUUAAAUGAGGGAGUGCAAGAGGUGCCAAAUAUACAGGUUCCCCUGAAGACCACGCUGAAAUUUACCUGCAAUGAUAAGUACAAGCUAUCAACCACCACAAAAUCCGAAGAGUUCGUUUAUUGCAGAAACGAUGCUCAAUGGAGCUUUACCGUGUUUCCCAAGUGCCAAAGGCUGUGCCCCAAAAUGUACAAUGGAAACAACGCGAUUAUCAGUUGCAAGCUGGACGGAUCCAUUGUUCCUUGUGAAAUGGCCACUUUUGGAACCACAAUGACUUUCACGUGUAAUCCUUAUUAUGAACCAACUAUUAUUGGAUUGAAUACCAUUAAUACUUGUGGAGAUGGGGUGUGGUACUACGACAAUCCAAAAUGCCAACCAAUUUGCGGGCAAAAACAAGUUGAAGCCCAAACGUUGGUGGUUGGAGGCGCCCCGGUAAAAAGAGGCCAAUAUCCAUGGGUAGCCGCCCUCUUCAGUAACAGGGAAUCGGGAAGUUACACGAAUAUAUGUGGUGGAUCACUAUUGUCUACAUCUAUAGUGCUUACAGCUGCACAUUGUGUGACAUAUCAAGCCACAGGAAAACCGAUCAAUAAAAAGUUUUUUAAAGUGGCAGCCGGAAAAUAUUACAAUGCAUAUGGAGAUGUAAAAGAUAUGGACACCACACAAGUUUCAGCGGUUAAACAAAUUGUGGUUCAAGAUGAUUAUCUGGGAGACAUACAAAAUUUCCGAGGCGAUAUUGCUUUAAUUAAAUUGGUAACCAGCUUUGCGCUAUCCAAAGUGGUUCAGCCAGUCUGCACGUUUUCUAAUGAGCAACUUCUGACUUCAAACAGCGUCGCAGCAGUUGCUGGCUGGGGAUAUACUACAAGUAGUGGAAAACCAUCCACAGUUUUACAGGAAAUCGAUCUCCCCUAUGUAUCCAAUGAACAGUGUCGCACUGAAUUGAGUCCUGAUUUUGCUCAGAAAUAUUUACUUUCCGACAAGCUCUGCGCCGGCUAUGUAAAUAAAAAUAUGAGUGUGUGUAGAGGAGACAGUGGAGGAGGUUUGGUAUUUAGAGCCUCUAACAAUCGGUAUUACCUGCUAGGCAUUGUUAGUCUAGCUCAUUCCUUCCUGCAAAAUAAUCAGCAGAGCUGCGAUAUUCAGAAACGCGCACUUUUCACCGAUGUGAGCAAAUAUAAAGAGUGGGUGUUAAAAUAUGCACAAAUUUUGUCACAGUGACAAAAUAAAGCCAAUUUUGAGGGUUGUGUAUUCACGAAAUAAUGGACUGCAAUAAAAAAAUUCAAUUAUUA
Molecule: messenger RNA, 2261 nt
Organism: Dendroctonus ponderosae (mountain pine beetle)
Lineage: Eukaryota; Metazoa; Arthropoda; Insecta; Coleoptera; Curculionidae
Product: modular serine protease
Exons: 13
Coding region: 232-2190 (652 amino acids)
Biological process (GO): acrosome reaction; proteolysis
Molecular function (GO): serine-type endopeptidase activity; protein binding
Source: RefSeq, a predicted model, not a curated record